Chenopodium quinoa (quinoa) is the source of this 396-nucleotide messenger RNA. RefSeq lists its product as uncharacterized. The record is from RefSeq and is a predicted model, not a curated record. The transcript has a single exon. The coding region runs from base 1 to 396 and encodes 131 amino acids. Lineage: Eukaryota; Viridiplantae; Streptophyta; Magnoliopsida; Caryophyllales; Amaranthaceae.
AUGGGGAUAAGCCAAGCAGACUACCAGCAAUCAAUGUCCAUUAAACUGAUGGACGUUGAGGGUGAAAGACUCCAAGCGCUAGCUAAAAUCGAAGCUCAGAAAAAACAAGUGGCAAAAUCUUACAACAAAAAGGUGAAACAUAAAAUCUUUUUGGAAGGAGAUUUGGUGUGGAAGAUAAAACUUCCUGAGCAUGACUACAAUGACCACGUCUUUGGUAAAUGGUCUUCUAAAUGGGAAGGUCCAUCUAGAGUUCACAAAGUCAUGUCUGGGAACGCCUACUUAUUGCAAGAGUUAGAUGGGGGAAUGUUUUCAAGGGUGCUUAAUGGAAAGUUCCUAACACACGACAACCUAAGCAUGUGGGAGCGGUAUAAAAAUUUACAACAGAAGCAUCCAUAG